GCAUAUAGGAGGCUGCAAGAAAUGUCUGUUACAAUUCAAUUAAAUAUGAAUAUCAUCAAUAUAUUGGGUUUGGGUUUAUGUUAAUUUUUUCAAUCCAGCUGCCUGAUGGCAACGCUUGCAUUAAAUAAUAAGUUAAUUGAAAGAAUAGAAGGCGAUUGAAUAAUUGAUAUUAUUUUACGAAAAGAAUAAUUGUUAUUGUUUCACGCAAGCGUUGCCGAUCGCUACGAUGAAAAAAUUAACCCAAAACUAGACCAAAUACAUUGAUGAUAUUCAUUUUUAAUUGAGUUAUAAGUUAUAAUAGACAUUUCUUGUAAUCUCGCAUAUGAACAUUGUCACAGGGCCUUUAAGCUUGCCGGAACCUCGUUUAUAAACAAAAGAUAAGCAGCCGGCAUCCGGCAAUCUAACUGGCGCAUACACUGUCACAGACGCACAACUAUAAGUAGAAAUACACUAUAGUGAUAUCGGCAGUAUUUUGCAAAUAUCUCGGAAACUAAAGUCGAUCACCGGUUAUAUAUAGAAAAAAGUUGUUCAAAAUGUUGAACUUUACAAUAUAUUUAGAAAUCAUCGGAUCGAAGUAGGUUUUCUACAAAUUCUCCUACAAAUUAAUUUGUACAUACUUUCUGUAUUCCUACUUGUAAAUUUAAAGUAUCGUGAACACGUCUAAGUAGUUAUAUGUAUUUGUUUUUACGGAUAAUCGGAUGUGUAUACAAAUACAGCAACUCUCUGCUUUGCCGACUACAUGUUUUUCACGUGGGCACAUGUGGGUAGUAAAAUUAUAUCAGAAGAGAUGAACUAAUCUAAUGAAUAACAUGGUGAAGACAACGCUUUUAGGAACUGUAUCUUUUAUUGUAUAUGUUAUCGUGAAUAACUAAACAAUCAAAGGUAGAAGAUAUUAAUAAAUUUCGAAACGGAGAUGAAAUUAGUGAAUUUUUUUUGUGUUACCUUGGUGUGUUUUAUCGUGUUUAUUGAAAUUUCUGGGCAGAAUUUAAAAAAUCCGACAGUUUUAAUAACAAUUUUAGUACGUAACAAAGCACAUACAUUACCAUAUUUCUUAACCUUCUUGGAACAACUGACUUAUCCUAAAGAACGAAUACAUCUCUGGAUAUGUAGUGAUAAUAAUAUUGAUAACUCAAUCGAAAUAUUAUCAGCUUGGCUAAAAAAUGAAAAGAGCAAGUAUCAUGGAGUUGAAAUAAAUUUUGAUGAAAAAUCAAACGGAUUCGAGGACGAAAAUGAAAUUUCCCAUUGGUCACCACAAAGAUUUUUACAUGUGAUAAAUUUACGCGAAGAGGCACUUCAUGCUGGAAGAAAUAUUUGGGCAGAUUUCAUUUGGAUGCUCGAUGCAGAUGUUUUUCUAACAAACCCGAAUACUCUUAACGAAUUAAUCUUGAAAAACGAAACUGUAGUUGCCCCGUUAUUGAAGUCUGAUGGCUUAUAUAGCAAUUUUUGGGCUGGAAUGACCAGUGAUUUCUACUAUUUACGAACAGAAAAGUAUGAACCUAUCUUAUUUCGGGAAAUAAAAGGAUGUUUCAACGUGCCUAUGAUUCAUAGCGCCGUCCUUAUAGAUUUAAGAAAACAUAUUUCGGACCUUUUAACAUAUGAUCCAAAAAAUUUGAAUCAGUACAGCGGUCCUAUCGACGACAUUAUAACUUUUGCCGUCGGUGCUAAUAAUUCUGAUAUACCAUUAUUUAUUUGUAACGAUAAUAUUUAUGGCUUCAUCAUGGUUCCGUUGGAAGAAGAAGAAACGGUCACUGAAGAUCUACAAAGAUUGACCAAUAUUAAGACAGAAAUAUUAUCCGACAAUAAUUACCUUCCAUUGUCAAUGCAUCUCGAGCGAUUUGUACAAUAUCCUACCGAGGAUACGUUGCAAGUGGACAAUAUUUAUAUGAUAAACCUUUUAAGAAGACCAGAAAGACGCGAGCGAAUGCACAAACUUUUUAAAGAACUUGGAAUUCGAGUAGAAACACAUGAUGCUGUUGACGGUAGGAUAUUAAACCAGUCUGUUAUUGAGAAAUUGGGAAUAGAGAUAAUGGCAGGAUACACUGAUCCUUAUCAUAAUCGACCAAUGACUAUGGGUGAAAUUGGUUGUUUUUUAAGCCAUUACAAUAUCUGGAAUAAGGUAAUAGAAAAUGGCUUUAAAAGUAUUAUUGUCUUAGAAGACGACGUUCGUUUUGAACCGUUCUUCCGUCAAAAAGUAAAUUACAUUUUAAGAGAAUUGGAAGACCUUCAAUUUGAGUGGGAUUUGGUUUAUCUGGGAAGAAAAAGAUUAGCAGAAAGUGCUGAAUCUUGGAUCGAUGGAUCAAAAUAUUUGGUACAUGCUGGUUACAGUUACUGGACAUUAGGAUAUAUUUUAUCUACAAGUGGUGCAAAGAAACUAAUAGAAGCAAUGCCGUUAAAACAAUUAUUACCCGUCGAUGAAUAUCUUCCUAUAUUAUCUGAUGUUCAUCCUAGGGAUGAUUGGAAAGUACAUUAUACAAAACGAAAUUUAAUAUUACUUUCCGCAAAUCCUUUAUUAAUUUAUCCGACGCAUUACACUGGUGAACAAGGAUACAUUAGCGAUACAGAAAAUUCUACGACUAUAUUUAACGACCAAAAUAUAAAUAAAUCGAAACGCGAAGAUCUAUGAAUACCAUAAACACUGCCAUAAACAAAUAGAUAUAAGAAAUAUUUAAGUAGCCUCUUCUGCUUUAGCAAAAGCAUUUUUACUACAUUGCAUUUAUACUACAUUUGCAUUUAUACUGCAAGAAUAUUCUUUGUGCAGAAAGUGAUACAUAUAAUGUUUUCAUUCUCUCUUACUCGUACCAACACCACAUGAUCACCCACCACGAGUCAGUUAACUAUGUGCCUAAACCGCAGGCUUGCUAUUACAUAUUACAAUACGUAAUAAAUUCUUUAAAAAGACCGGUACGCCCGCCGAGAAUCGAAUCCGGAACCUUUUGGUAGUAACCAGCUAGACUGUGUACUUCGAUACCAGUUCGCGUCGGAUCAAUAUAUAAUACAUUAUUUCGUUAAGUAUACAAGAUUUUUUGUUAAUUAUAAUAUUCGAUUGUUUUUAAAAAACAAAUUUAAAACAAGAUAUAUUUAAUAAACUUUACGAUAAAAUCGGUUAUUUAUAGAUAUUGUGAUGAUCUUCCCUAUAAAUUCCCAUUUUUGACAAUCUAUCAAAGAAAAUUUCGCUCAAUGAACACGCCGCUUAAAGUGCACUUCUGCUUUAUCUGUAAAGCGAGGUGUGGUUAAUUGGAACGGAUGAGUGUUCAGUUUGUAUUGUAGAGAAGA
Molecule: messenger RNA, 3273 nt
Organism: Bombus huntii
Lineage: Eukaryota; Metazoa; Arthropoda; Insecta; Hymenoptera; Apidae
Product: glycosyltransferase 25 family member
Exons: 11
Coding region: 914-2623 (569 amino acids)
Molecular function (GO): procollagen galactosyltransferase activity
Source: RefSeq, a predicted model, not a curated record